This is a messenger RNA of Talaromyces amestolkiae, 4947 nucleotides long. RefSeq lists its product as uncharacterized. The transcript has 4 exons. The coding region runs from base 1 to 4947 and encodes 1648 amino acids. Gene Ontology annotation, cellular component: nucleus; 90S preribosome. The record is from RefSeq and is a predicted model, not a curated record. Gene Ontology annotation, biological process: endonucleolytic cleavage of tricistronic rRNA transcript (SSU-rRNA, 5.8S rRNA, LSU-rRNA); ribosome biogenesis; maturation of SSU-rRNA from tricistronic rRNA transcript (SSU-rRNA, 5.8S rRNA, LSU-rRNA). Gene Ontology annotation, molecular function: U3 snoRNA binding; GTP binding; GTPase activity. Lineage: Eukaryota; Fungi; Ascomycota; Eurotiomycetes; Eurotiales; Trichocomaceae.
AUGGAUGAUCAGAAGAAUCGGGCUCAUCACAAGACGAAGGAGAAAAAAAAAUAUGAAGGUCAAAAUCCGAAAGCUUUUGCCUUCUCAAACCCUGGAAAAGGACAGAGACAGGCUGCGAGGUCCCACGAACUCAAGGAAAAACGCCUCCAUGUGCCUCUCGUCGACCGCGUCCCCGAGGAGGCGCCGCCAAUUAUCGUCACGAUUGUUGGGCCGCCUGGAGUUGGCAAGACUACACUGAUCAAAUCGUUGAUCAGACGGUACUCGAAGCAAACGCUCAGCUCCCCGACAGGUCCUCUUACGGUUGUUACAUCCAAGCGUCGACGCUUGACGUUUCUAGAAUGUCCUUCAGAUUCGUUAGCUAGCAUGAUUGAUGUUGCCAAAAUCGCAGAUAUAGUGUUGCUGAUGAUCGACGGCAACUACGGUUUCGAGAUGGAGACUAUGGAAUUUUUAAACGUCCUGGCUUCCAGUGGUAUGCCUGGCAACGUCUUUGGAAUUCUGACGCACCUUGACUUGUUCAGGAAACAGAGCACAUUGCAGGCCGCGAAGAAACGACUGAAGCAUCGUUUCUGGAGUGAACUAUAUCAAGGCGCAAAAUUGUUCUAUCUAUCUGGUGUUGUCAAUGGCCGGUACCCGGACCGCGAAAUCCACAACCUAUCUCGAUUCCUCUCCGUUAUGAAGAACCCUCGACCUCUUAUAUGGCGCAAUUCACAUCCUUACGCCCUCGCCGAUCGAUUCCUUGACAUCACACCGCCUACGGAGAUCGAAAAGGAUGAAAAAUGUGACCGCACAAUAGCGUUGUAUGGUUAUCUACGUGGAACGAACUUCCCUGCUCAAGGUGCCCGCGUUCAUGUUCCUGGCGUCGGUGAUCUCACAGUGUCGGCCAUCGAAUCCUUACCUGACCCCUGUCCUACUCCUUACAUGGACCAGCAAAUAGCGAAGGCGACAGGUAAGGGUGGAAGGAAGAGAUUGGGCGAAAAGCAGAAAUUGUUAUUUGCUCCUAUGUCGGAUGUGGGUGGUGUCUUGAUCGAUAAGGAUGCCGUUUAUAUCGAUGUCAAAUCCGCGACCUUUAACCGGGAGGACGACUCAGACGACGAGGAUAGGGGCCUGGGAGAACAGCUUGUCUUGGGCCUACAAAACGAACGCAAAUUGCUUGGAGAGGCUAGCGAUAGCCUUCAGCUAUUCAAGGGAGGCAACGCAAUUUCUAAAGUGGAGGGUGAAGUAGACACUGGCCGAAAAGAAAGGCGCAAUGUUCGGACAAUGGAUGAUACUGGUUAUGUUUCUGAACAAGAAGAUGAAGGAUUCGAAAGUGGAGAUGCAGAAGACGACGAAGAUGAUGUGGAAGGAGAAUUAGCCGACGAGGAUCUUGACGAGGAGGCGGAGUCUGACGACAACGAAGGUGAAUUUGAAGCACCAUCGGACUUGACCCGCAAAAUCCGUGAGAAGCAGAAUGGUGAUAAUAAAGGAAAAGAAGGUGAUUUUGCUUUUGCAGAUAGUGAUUCAGAUCUUGGAUCUAUCUCGUCCGUCGAAGAUCAAGAGUUUGACGAUCCUGAUGAAGAUGAGGACGCGUCAGAUGAUGAUGAUGAAGACGGUGCCUUACGAUGGAAGAGCAAUAUGCUGGACAAUGCCAAGGCUCUUCAUGGAAAAAAGCCUGCAUACCGCGUCAUUGACCUUACUCGCAUGCUCUAUGACGAAUCUAUCUCACCUGCCGAGGUAAUAGCCAGAUGGAAGGGCGAUGAUAACCAGGACUCGGAGGAUAUAGAUGAGGAUGAAGAAGAUUUUUUCAAAAAGACCAACGCUGAAAAAGAAGAAGAAUGGGAAGAUAGGACAAUUCCCACCUAUGAUUACGAUGAGCUGGAGAAGAAAUGGUCAGAUCAGGAUGCCGUCGAGACCUUACGACGUCGCUUUGCUUCGGCCAGAUUGGGUGGUGCUGGCAGCGAUAACGAUGAUGAAGAAGACGGUUCGGAUGACGGACUAUCCGACGAGGGCGACGGUGCUUUUGAAGAUCUUGAGACCGGUGAAGUCUUUAAUGGGUUUGAUGAAGGCUCAGGCGAUGAGGAGAUUGAAGCCGAGGAGGAAGCUGUGGGUGAGGUGGACCUUGAAGCCGAGCGAGAGCGUAACGCUAAGAGGAAAGAAGAGCUCAAGUUGCGAUUUGAGGAAGAGGACCGGGAGGGCUUCGCUAAUGCCAGGAAUGGUGAUCGAAACGAAGGCAAAGACGAUAAUGAGUUUGGAGAAGAUGACUGGUAUGACGCUCAGAAGGCUCAAUUGCAAAAACAACUAGACAUCAACCGUGCUGAAUUCCAGACGCUUGACGCUAUCUCUCGUGCCCGUGCUGAAGGUUUCCGAGCUGGUACCUAUGCGCGAAUUGUUUUGGAGAAGGUGCCGUGUGAAUUCUCAACCAAGUUCAAUCCUCGAUAUCCAGUUCUUGUCGGUGGAUUAGCACCAACCGAAGAACGUUUCGGCUACGUACAAGUGCGCAUCAAACGCCACCGAUGGCACAAAAAGAUUCUCAAGACCAACGAUCCACUUAUCUUUUCUCUUGGUUGGCGUCGCUUUCAAAGUCUACCCAUCUACAGUAUCUCCGACUCGCGUACACGCAAUCGCAUGUUGAAGUAUACACCAGAGCACAUGCACUGUUUUGGAACCUUUUAUGGGCCUCUAGUUGCUCCCAAUACCGGUUUUUGCUGCGUGAACUCAUUUUCGAACAAGAUUCCGGGCUUCCGAAUCGCCGCGACUGGUGUUGUUCUCAAUGUGGACGAGAGUACGGAAAUCGUGAAGAAACUCAAACUUACCGGUCAUCCAUACAAGAUUUUCCGCAAUACUGCCUUCAUUCGUGAUAUGUUCAACUCUUCUUUGGAAAUCGCCAAGUUUGAAGGUGCGGCCAUUCGUACAGUGUCAGGUAUUCGUGGUCAAAUCAAGCGAGCCCUCAGCAAACCUGAAGGUCAUUUCCGAGCAACUUUUGAAGACAAGAUUUUGAUGAGCGAUAUCGUCUUCCUCCGUGCCUGGUACCCGAUCAAGCCUCACCGAUUCUAUAAUCCCGUCACAAACUUGUUAGACAUUGAUGAGACUGCUCCUGAAGAAAACGGUUGGCAGGGUAUGCGCUUGACUGGCGAGGUCCGCAGAGCCGAAGGAAUUGCUACGCCGCUUGAAAAAGAUUCGAAAUACAAACCAGUCGAACGUCCGACACGUCAUUUCAAUCCCCUUCGUGUUCCUCGACAGCUUGCCAAGGACCUUCCAUUCAAAUCCCAAAUUACUCAGAUGCGACCCCGCAAAGAGCAGACAUACAUGCAGAAGCGAGCUGUCGUUCUAGGCGGAGAAGAGAAGAAAGCGCGCGAUCUCAUGCAGAAGCUCACCACCAUGAACAAUGAAAAGAGAGCCAAACGCGCCGCGGCCCAGGAGGAGCGCCGAAAGGGAUACCGUGCCAAGGUGGCUGAGAACCUGGCAAAGAAAGCCGAGCGCGAGAAACGCGAGAAGAGCGAAUAUUGGAGACAGGAAGGCAAGAAAAGAAAGAACACCGACGGAGAUUCAGGCCGUGAUCAGGUAUACCGGCCAGCAGUGCUGGCUCCGUACCGCGUCCCGCGUUUUUUCAUUGCGAUGGAUGCGAGCAUUCUCGGCUCAAAGGCAGCAGCUGCCCUGUCAACAAAUGCCCUCCCGAGCCACCAACAACGCCUAAUACCUUCUUCAUCCGGUCACUCUGGGCUUGUAGCGAGUGCAAAGAUUCAGAGAGAGCCAUGGCCGCAGCCAGCAAAUACAGAACCGCUUAGCAAUGGCCACGUGAGAGGCCCGGCGGCGAGUCCGUCCAAGUCUCGAAUUGACACACGACCACCACCCAGUCGAGGACACAAGAGAAGCGCAACUGGCGAGAUAAAACCGGCAGUGUAUGAGAAUCACAAUCUCACACGGCCGUCCAACGGAACAAACGGUCAUUCAAGAACAACAAGCGUAGACUCCACGGGGAACAAAAUUGCCGAGUUGUCGGCCCAACUCCGAGCUCGUUUAUCGUAUGCGGCUGCCAAGGUAGAACAGAGUCGGCAAUUACGGCGGCUUGGAGAGACCCCUCCUUCGCAGGGAAGCAUAUCCGGUGUGCAGAACACGACACAACCGAUACAAGAACUCCGUCAACUAGAUAAUGGGUCUUCACGGAUGUCACAGCAUCAUGUGGCCAACUCGAAUGUGAAUGGGUCCAUAGGACAAGUCGGCGCAAACGCAACAAUACAAUCUUCAUCCUUGUCGCAGGCUCCUAGGCUUGCGCCGCCAGUCGAUAUUGUCACAGGGAAUAGGUUGAAGAUCGCGCGGCGACGGCCUAACCCUAAUGAAGCAGAUGGUUUGGUUUCUCAAACUUCAACGCCACGACAUCGCCGAUAUCAUUCGGAACAAGAAGCAAAGACUGUCCUGCCUGCUGGAUCUAGAUCGUUCGGAGCACCUGAUGCAACUCCAUUGCGUCUCAAAGCCAAUGGCCGAGCUCCAACGCCUUUGAUGUCAAGUAAUGAAUCACCUGCAAAGCGGAGGACACCCUCUCAGAACGCACUCAUGGAGAAGGAUGCCAUUGAAACGCUUCUAUUCAUGUCGAGUCCGGAAAACUCUGGUUACCAUUCCAGCUCCCGAGCAAGAAAGUACAGUAUGAGUGUCAGCAUUGAAGCGCAGAUGGCGGCCGGCACGCAAAACUCGUCACAAGGAAGCCAUACCUCGACGGCUAGACAAAUGGCAACCUUCAACUUUCUUGAUAGCGACGUAAUGCGGACCGCAGCUUCCGUGCCCACAGCUGGUCUCACAGCUAGCAAUCAUUUUGUUGGCUUGGAGGCACAGGCAGGUGAUGAGAUUGACCGACUCUUAGACCAAAUGGAAGUCGACAAAGGCAGUGAGGCUGAGUCGCAAUUGAUGUCUUAUGAUUUUGAUCUUGGCGUCGCUGGCCAAUCUGGGUCCUACGACUUCGGUGGUGCCAACAGAUGA